This is a messenger RNA of Closterium sp. Naga37s-1, 235 nucleotides long. NCBI's taxonomy places the organism in Eukaryota, Viridiplantae, Streptophyta, Zygnematophyceae, Desmidiales, Closteriaceae. The record is from the annotation of a GenBank genome assembly.
CUGGAGUCGCACUCCAAUCGUCGUUCGAGCAGUCUCUCUCCGCUCCUGGCGACUCGGGUGACGCGCAAGUCCCCUUGCUAUUUGAAGACGCUACCCUUCCGCGCAAACUGCAGCAGCAGGGGCAGCAGAUUCCCACGCUGAGGCAGAUCGGCAGACAGAUGCUGACAACCCUGAAACAGCAGCAGCAGCGGAAGAAGCCGAGGCCGAAGACGCAGCAGAUCGCCUCCGAUACAAG